AUGCAGCAGGUGCUGGGGCCCACUGACCUGGCCUCGUCGCUGUACGACCCGAGGACUGGCGGCGCGCUGCCCGGGUUCCUGCACGUAUUCCGCCCCCUGGCCGACGACGCCCUCGCCGCGGCGGCGCGCCAGAAGCGGCGGCAGGAGGGCCCGGCGCCGCCAGAGGCGCCGACGGAGCCAGCAGAGCACCCCGAGGAGGGCCCCGCGCCGCCGGAGGCGCCGAAGGAGCCCUCAAAUAAGCGCCCUGAGAGGGGCCCGGCGCAGCCGGAGGAGGGGCCAGCUGAGGCGGAGCCGCCCGAGGGGCCGGCGCGGCCGGGACAGGACCAUGACCCACCGGACGAGCAGGCGGGCGCAGGCGGCGGGAGGCGGGCGAGGGGGAGGAGAGAGAAGACGAGGAGGCGGAAGAAACGGGAUCCGCCGCCGCCGCCGGAGGGGGAGGAGGCGGUGCUGAUAGACAUCACGGGCUGGCUCGCGAGUUUCGCGUCGCCCGCGCUGGCGGCCGGGGAGGAUGCUGCGCCCAUGGGCCACCGCAGACCGCCGUCGAUGGACAGCGACGCGCACUUGGUAGAGGCGCGGGCAUUCCCGCAGAACUUCUGGCUGCGAUAUGUGGCCAAGUCGCCAGGCGACGGCGGUGCAUCGGAUCAGGGACAGCCUGCGGUGUACUACAAUGUCGCCUUUUGCUGCCUGCCCGUGGUGCCGAUGGUUCCGCGCGCCAAGGACCGUCGGGUGGGCUUCUUCGAGACGCGUGUCAGCAUCGGCGGUGAGGUCAGGGUGAACGAGGACUGCAGCGUCAUCAACCGCUGGAACUUGGAACGGCAGGGUGGGCACAUCAACUACUACGUGGACCCCGCGGUUCCGAAGAUCUACCACGAGACCAUCAGGCAGGGUGUGGAAAGCUGGAACACGGCCUUCUCUGCCGCGGCGUGUGGCGAAGGCGUUCUCCGCUGCCAUCUGCCCGGGGAAGACGGCUUCCCCGAAGACUACAGCCGCGGCGACGCUAGGUACAACUCGAUCUACAUGACCGACUCGCUGCUCCCGGUGUAUGGAUUCGGGCCCUCGUUGCGAGACUUUCGGACAGGUGAGCUCCUCGUGGCCCACGUCCUCCUGGGCUUCUCUGCCUUCGUCGAAGGGGUCUCGCGCCACAGCGCCGAGGCACUGGCGGAGCACUUCGUUCGGCCGACGUGCGGAUGCCGGGCCCCCCUGCUGGACGCCAACCACCCUCACGUGCUCAAGAGGAUCUUGUCCACGGUCGUGCACGAGGUGGGGCACACGCUCGGCCUGCGCCACAACUUCCUUGCCCCCGAGGACGGCAACACCAGCGUGAUGGCCUAUCAGGACGACCUGGACACGUCGGGCGACCCGCGGCAGCCGGUGUGCGGGGGGCUGAUGCUGGAGGCUCCUGGGGCAUACGACGUGUUCGCCAUCAAGUACGGGUACACGCCCUUGGCUGGGGAGGAGACUGGUCAGCGCCACCCGUGCCUGGACCUGCUGGCGAACGGCCAGGAGGUCACCGACGGGGCACUUGCGAACGUGCCGCGCAACCCGCUGUUCGCCUCUGACGAGGACUGCGGAGGAGAGGACCCCCGCGUGAACUGCUGGAACGCGUCCGUGCAUCGCUGCGGCUACGACAAGCUGCAGUACGCGCUGCACCAGCGCGGCGAGCUGCUCGAGCUGGCCCGCGCGGGGGCCAUCUUUCCCGAGACCUUCGCCGAGCGGCUGCGCAUGUCUUACUCCGUGGUGCAGCGCCACGUGCACGACGCGCUGAGGCUGAUCGGCGGCAGCUUCCUGGACGCCGGCCGCAGGAAGUUCAGCCGGUGCCCUGGCGCGGACGCGCUCGAGGCGCUGCGUGCGGUGGUGGACUUCUGCGUCGGGCCGUUGGCGAGGCUGGGCGAGGACGAGGCUGGGCGCAUGAUGCGGGCCUUUCCCGGCGAGGGCUAUGGCGUCAGCAGGUUCUACCUGCUCGCGUCCCACCGAUCGAACGUGCAUCGCCUGCUGCGCAGUGCGCUGGGGGCCUCCCGGCUGGAGAGGCUGGAGAUGCAGCGGGCCGCCUGGCAGGAGGGGGCGGAGCCUGGAUCCUCGGGCGCGCCACUCGCGACGCUCGACGUACUCUGCGCGGUCGCUUUCCAACCCGGCAGGUUCGCCGAGGGCCUGCUGCACCCCUUCUCCGCCAGGGAGUCCGAGGCGUGGGUCGCCCCCGCGGGCCGCGCCAUCAGCGAGGCCGCGGCAGACGCCGUGCGGGCCGAGGCCGCCCUGGCCCUUGCGAGGCAGGUCAACGGCCUGGCCCACGAGGAGAGGGCCCUCGCGGCCGUCCGCGCCGGCGCCAAGGCCUUCAUCCACGAGGCGGCCCUGGCGCUGAAGCCCGCGGGGGAGGCCGUCGGCCUCACCCCCGCGGCCAGGGCGCACUGGGCCGCCGUCGUGGAGCAGCUGAACGCGCCCCCGGACAGGCGCGCUCUGGGCGACGGCGCCGCGCCAUUCAUGAUGCUGCUCGGGCAGGAGCCCGACCUCGGCGAAGAGGCGCCCGGCCCGUGGCAGCCCAUCUGCCCGGGCCACGGCGCCUGUGGCGGCUGCGGCCGCGGCUGGGGUCCGCCGCUGCACCUGCGGCCAGUGCGGAGGAGACGCACCGUGGACCCCGGCGGCCGCGGCCUGCGCGCUGCGCCGCGGCAGUGGGCGGCGCGGUCCCGGCUGUAG
Molecule: messenger RNA, 2688 nt
Organism: Prorocentrum cordatum
Lineage: Eukaryota; Dinophyceae; Prorocentrales; Prorocentraceae
Source: the annotation of a GenBank genome assembly